Myodes glareolus (Bank vole) is the source of this 1386-nucleotide messenger RNA. RefSeq names its product progestin and adipoQ receptor family member 3 (gene Paqr3). NCBI's taxonomy places the organism in Eukaryota, Metazoa, Chordata, Mammalia, Rodentia, Cricetidae. The record is from RefSeq and is a predicted model, not a curated record. Gene Ontology annotation, cellular component: membrane. Gene Ontology annotation, molecular function: signaling receptor activity.
CGGGGCUGGGUCUGGGCAGCGGCGGGUCAGAGCACCUGGCCCAGCGGCGGCGGCUCCGGGGCGGGGGCGCCAGCGGCGAAGCCCCCUCCCCGGGGAGGCGGGGUCGGAACAAGGCCGGGGAAUCAUGCAUCAGAAACUGCUGAAGAGCGCGCACUACAUCGAGCUGGGCAGCUACCAGUACUGGCCGGUCCUGGUGCCCCGCGGCAUUCGCCUCUACACCUACGAACAGAUCCCGGUGUCCCUCAAAGAUAAUCCGUACAUCACCGACGGCUACCGGGCCUACCUGCCUUCCAGGCUGUGUAUCAAAAGUCUGUUUAUCUUAUCCAAUGAGACGGUAAACAUCUGGAGUCAUCUGCUGGGGUUCUUCCUCUUCUUCACCCUGGGAAUAUAUGACAUGACGUCCGUGCUGCCGUCGGCAAGUGCGUCCCGAGAAGACUUUGUAAUCUGCUCCAUUUGUCUCUUCUGCUUCCAGGUCUGUAUGCUUUGCUCAGUGGGCUAUCAUCUCUUUUCCUGUCAUCGGUCAGAGAAAACUUGUCGAAGAUGGAUGGCGUUGGAUUAUGCAGGCAUUUCUAUUGGAAUACUGGGCUGCUAUGUCUCGGGAGUAUUUUACGCAUUUUACUGUAACAAUUACUGGCGUCAAGUGUACUUGAUCACCGUGCUUGCAAUGAUCCUGGCAGUGUUCUUUGCACAGAUUCAUCCCAAUUACCUCACGCAACAGUGGCAGAGGCUCCGCCCUAUCAUCUUUUGUUCUGUUUCGGGCUAUGGAGUGAUCCCGACUCUUCACUGGGUCUGGCUCAAUGGAGGAAUCAGUGCUCCUAUUGUCCAGGACUUUGCACCCCGAGUAAUUGUGAUGUAUGUGAUUGCUCUUCUUGCUUUCCUCUUCUACAUUUCCAAAGUUCCAGAGCGGUACUUUCCAGGACAGCUAAACUACCUCGGAUCGAGCCACCAGAUCUGGCAUAUCCUUGCAGUAGUGAUGUUAUACUGGUGGCACCAGUCAACAGUGUACGUCAUGCAGUACAGACAUAGCAAGCCUUGCCCUGACUAUGUUUCGCACCUGUAAUUCAGACAAGGUCCCACUCUGUAGCCCUGGUGGGCCUGGAACUUGCUAUGUAGACUAGGCUGGCCUUGUACUCAUAGAGAUCCACCUGCCUCUCCCUUCCAAGUGCUGGGAUUAAAGGCAUGUGCCACCAUGUCCAGCCCUUUUACUUUCUUCAAAUGCCUGGUUUCUUUUUGUACAUGCAUUCUGUAAUAAUUGCUAUAUGUGUAACACAUAAAAAGAGCAUACUUUGUUUUCCAACAACUAUUCUUUGAAUAGGUCUGAUUGUAGGGAUAGUUUUUCUGUGUUCUCUGAAAAUGUUCGAUAUUAUAAAUAAACUAUUGUCCUCA